AUGUUUUCAACUGAGACUCUAAAUGAUAUUAUUGAAGAUUCUACAUCUGAAUUUGGUGAUGAUGCUUAUUUUCAAGAUGAUGAUUUAGGUGAAGAAAUUGAUAUAAAUACAAGCGCUGAUGUAAAUGGUGGAGAUAAUUCUAGUAGGCCAGCAACUACAAAAUCUGCAGAUUCACAAUUACGCACCGAUGUUAAAUCUGUUCGUUUGCAAAAAUCACGUCCCCGUAUAUAUGAUUUUAGUGCUAAUAAUCUUAAACGUGAUUUAACUUUAGAACUUAUUAUUGGUUCACGUAAAUCAAGUAUUAUUGAAAAUGAAUAUACAAAUUUAGCACAAACGACAUCACAAAAUCGUCGACCAUCACAUCAUGUUCGUAUAAAUUCAUUAAAACAACGUUCUAUGACACUUCAAACCGAUAAUGAUGUACAUAAUAAUGAUACAAAAGAUCGAAUAACAAAUUCUCAACUUGGUAAAAACGUUUCAUUAACAUCUGCACUUCAAUUUGAUAAUGAAAAAUGGGAUGAUGGAUUAAAUACUGAGUUUGAUAAAGAAAGUAUUGCAUCAAUAAAUAAAUCAAGUUUACAAGUUUAUGAAGAAACAUGUAAACGAUUAAAUAUUUGUUCAUGUUCAAUGGUUGUACGAUCGUUACAUACAACAAAAAUUAAUUUAGAAAAUUAUGGACUUGGACCAAAAGGAUCACAAGCUUUAGCUGUUGCUCUUAUUCGUAAUACAAAUGUAAUAUCACUGAAUUUAUCAGGAAAUAAUAUUGGCAGUAAUGGUAUGUCUCAUAUCUAUCAAAUUCUGAUGGAAAAUACAUUCAUUGAGGAAUAUGACUUAUCCUAUAACAAUCUUGGUACAAAAGGUAUUCGUAAAUUAGGAGCUGCUGUUGCCUCCAAUACUCAUUUAAAAACUUUAAGCAUCGCUGGUAAUGAAUUAACAGCGAAUGAUAUUAAUAUUUUUCUUUCAAAACUCGAGGCAAAUCUUAAUCUAAGUCAUAAUAAAUUGGAUGAAGAUGGUGGAACAUAUGUUGCUAAAUGGCUACGUGAAAAUAGUGUAUUACUUAAUCUUAAUAUUAGUUGGUGUAGUAUUCGUUUAAAGGGUACUCGUGCUUUAGCUGAAGCAAUCGGCGAGAAUAAUAAAUUAAUUUCGCUUGAUUUAUCAUAUAAUAGUUUUGCAAAUGAUAUAGUAGAAUUAUUAACAAAUUCAUUAUCACGUAAUAUGAUUUUAAAUGUUUUAAAUUUAUCUGGAAAUCAAAUAUUUUGUCGAUAUGAUAUAAAAAUAAAAGAAGGUCCAUCAAUUUUAAUUAUUGGAAAAGAAUCUUUAAUUUAUAAAAUGUUUGUUGCAGCUGCAACAAAUCAAGCAUUAAAAAUAUUUCAAAUAGGAAAAAAUCAUAUUGAUGCACGUUGUAUGAUGAUUAUGUUAGAAGCAUUAUCAAAACUUGAUAAUAUUUCAUUAGAAGAACUUGAUUUAACUGGUUUAACAUUAAAUUUAAAACAAAAUUCUGCUAUUCAUCAAUUUUUCGCUAAUCAUUCAAAAUUUACAUGUUAUGUUGGACCAAUUAGACAGACAAUAGAACACUUUGCAAACAAUCUACUUAAUUUAAUUAAUAAAUAUUGUAAAGAAAAUGAAAUUAAUUUAGAAAAUAUGUUUAAACCAGAUGAAGAAAAUGUUCUGUCGAAUUCAAGUAUAACAUAUGAUGAAUUUCGUGAUGGAUUAAGAAAAGCAAAAAUACCAUUUCCAGUAGCACAAAUUGAAAAUAUUAUUAAUUAUUUGGUUAGCUUUUGUUUUUGA
Rotaria sp. Silwood2 is the source of this 1788-nucleotide messenger RNA. The record is from the annotation of a GenBank genome assembly. Lineage: Eukaryota; Metazoa; Rotifera; Eurotatoria; Philodinida; Philodinidae.